GCCGUUACCCACAAGGGGGGCGCGGGGCCGGCCCCGCCCGUCUCCCCCGGUGCCUCCCGCUGUCAGGAGAAGAGGCAGCCGCGGCCCAGCCGCGUCCGCCCCGGCCGCACUCCUAAACAUUCCCCGACUCCGCGCAGCCCUCACUACGCUCCCUAAAAGCGUCGGUGAAGCUGACCCCGACCCGCGCGCGUGUGGGCAGGAGGGAGCGCAGACCCUCUCCGCCCACCCUGGCAGCCCCUCGACGCGGGCGGGCGGCCCCUAGCCCCGGCCCGGCCUCCCGCUGAGCCGCUCUUCCCUGGCAACCGCCUCCCGUCCGGGUCCUCGCCCCGCGGCCCGGCCGGCGCCUGCCCCUUUAAAUGGCGGCCGCGGCCCCGCCGUGCGCCCCGCUCAGGCAGUUCGCGGGCGCCGCGCCGCUCUCGCCCCCCUCCAUGGAAGUUGAUGAAGUGGAUCAUGGUGUUACUAGCCAGCUGGUUGCAGAUUCACAGGAGACUCACAGCUCGUGCACAGAGAAGAUGCAGGUUCCUGCUCAGUAUAGCUGGAGUGCUGACUGGAGCUUUUGGCUCUCAAGUUCCACUUACAAAUACAGGAGUGAGGAAUUCAAGAGGCAGUUUUCUCAUCUGCCAGAUUCAGAGAGACUCAUUGUAGAUUAUGCUUGUGCUCUCCAGAAGGAUAUCCUGCUGCAAGGACGCUUGUAUCUCUCUGAAAACUGGCUCUGUUUCCACAGCAACAUCUUCCGAUGGGAGACUACAAUUUCCAUUGCUUUGAAGGAUAUCACUUUCAUGACAAAGGAAAAAACUGCUCGGCUCAUUCCAAAUGCCAUACAGAUAGCAACAAAAGGAGAAAAGUUUUUCUUCACAUCGUUCAGUGCAAGAGACAGAAGCUACCUCAGUAUCUUUCGCUUAUGGCAGAAUGUGUUGUUGGAUAAGAGGCUGACCAAGCAGGAAUUCUGGCAGCUGGUGCACCAGAGCUAUGGCUCUGAGCUGGGCCUGAACACUGAGGAGAUGGAGAGCUUCCACUCAUCAUCUGAGGACAAUGGGCAGUGUCGAUCUAGCAUUUGUGAUGAACCUGGAGAAAGGGAUGACAAACUACCUAAAACAGCUGGUUUAGUUCGGGAAUCCACACUUCAAACAGAAGGAGAGUCACUCAAUAGACACGUGUUGUCAGGCGUGGAAGAGUCUCUAAAUGAGAAACAAAUAAAGAAGAGCCCCAUUCCAUCUUCAGAAAGGAAAUCUGUUAAGCUAGUCAGAAGCAGAUCUUUAGAAAAAUCCUUAGAUCUGAAUGAGAAUGAAAAUCUUCAAGAGAAGAGCAGUGCCUCAGACAGUGAAGAAGUGAAGGAGACUGCCUCUGAGAAUGAUCUCUAUGGGAGACUUUUUAUAAACAGAGUUUUCCACAUCACUGCAGAUAAGAUGUUUGAAAUCCUCUUCACCAAUUCUCACUUCAUGCAGAGGUUUCUCAAUUCCAGGAGUAUAGUAGAUGCUGUGUCAACUCCUUGGAAUAGAGAUUCCAGCGGCAAUCAGUUGAGGACUUUGACAUACACUGUGACAAUUAACAAUCCACUCUGUGGGAAGUUUACGACUGCAACUGAAAAGCAGGUCCUGCACAAGCAGAGCCAGAAAGGUCAGUCUUAUCAGGUGGAUGCUGAGGUGCUGACCCAUGAUGUCCCCUACCAUGAUUAUUUCUACACUGUGAACCGAUACUACAUCAGCCGCACGUCCAGUCACAAAUGUCGAUUACGGGUUUCUGCAGAAGUAAAGUACAAAAAGCAGCCUUGGGGCCUUGUCAAAUCUGUAAUUGAGAAGAACACCUGGGGAGGGAUACAGGAGAACUUCAAACAACUUGAAUCAGAACUGCUAAUGGAGGAAUAUGCAAUUAAUCAGUCCAUAGAAGACUCUGGAAAAUUAGUUGCCCUGAGACGAAGACGACGCACUUUACACCGGAGUCUGGCAGAAUCACUUCCCAAACGCUCUUCCCAGCACUCCUCUGGUGACAUGGGGCUAGAGUCCCAGGGUAGCAUCAUAGGAAGGAAAAGAGAUGCUAUUAGUAGGACCACUACCAUCAUUGUAGUAAUGAGUGUCUUUUUGCUGCUCUUGGUUUUGCUCAAUAUAACACUGUUUCUCAAGCUGUCAAAAAUAGAGCAUGCAGCUCAGUCCCUCUAUCACGUCCAGCUUCAGGAAGAGAGCUCUUUGAACAUAUCCCCAGAAAUGGGAUCGAAAGAGGAGAUUCCUCAAUAUGAUAAGGAACAGGUUAAACACGUGAAGGGAGUACUAAGAGACUCAAUUGAAAUGCUUGAGCAGCUCAAGCUCUCCCUUUCCAUGCUCCAAAGAAGCUUUGAUCACUUGAACAAGACACAGAGCAGCAAGACUGAGAGUUAAUGCCCACGGCAGGUUGCGAGUCAGGACCUCAGAAGAGAAGAUGUGUGUUUAAGGACUUGUGGAGUAGGGACUGUAACCAUCUUUGGACUCUUUUUUUCUAUUUUGGCUCAAAAGCUUCAUGGAAUAAAGGUUUCUAGAAGAAGUAAGUGGAGCUCUGUGCUCCUGUAGCUCAGUGAUUGGCCUUCACUGCCAGCCCUGUGCUCAAAGCAAGAUCUGUGGGUAGCAGACACUCAGAAGGCAGCUGUGCUGCUGGUUACUGGAGGAGAGGGAAGGUCCUCAGCAGUGCUGCCUUUGUGCUGGAGGAGUCCUAGUGGUGUCAGCCUGAGCCACGGCCAACCAGAAGUGCUUUGGAGGAGAGGAGCAGGUAGAGGUUCCACACCCACAGGUUAUUGAUAUCCCUUUUCAGACAGGUGGAGCCUGUAACAAGAAGUCACCAUCUCCAAGGACGAGUAUUUCUAUAAUGAAUUAACUGAGCAGGAAGGAGGAGGCGUGGAUCAGAUGAUCUCUGGAGGUCCCUUCC
This is a messenger RNA of Lagopus muta (rock ptarmigan), 2892 nucleotides long. It is a transcript of the gene GRAMD1C, whose product is annotated as GRAM domain containing 1C. NCBI's taxonomy places the organism in Eukaryota, Metazoa, Chordata, Aves, Galliformes, Phasianidae. Gene Ontology annotation, molecular function: sterol transfer activity; sterol binding. The transcript is spliced from 18 exons. The record is from RefSeq and is a predicted model, not a curated record. Gene Ontology annotation, cellular component: endoplasmic reticulum-plasma membrane contact site; plasma membrane; endoplasmic reticulum membrane. Gene Ontology annotation, biological process: intracellular sterol transport. The coding region runs from base 357 to 2372 and encodes 671 amino acids.